Molecule: messenger RNA, 1478 nt
Organism: Psammomys obesus (fat sand rat)
Lineage: Eukaryota; Metazoa; Chordata; Mammalia; Rodentia; Muridae
Gene: Aqp8
Product: aquaporin 8
Exons: 6
Coding region: 157-942 (261 amino acids)
Biological process (GO): transmembrane transport; water transport
Cellular component (GO): plasma membrane
Molecular function (GO): water channel activity
Source: RefSeq, a predicted model, not a curated record
GGCUUUAUUGCUUUCUGGACACCUUUGGUGAACAUCCGCAGUCCUUUAAAAGUGCAGAGUCUAGCGGACCAGUCUGAGUCCCAGAGAUAAGUGUGGGCACUCUGGUGCAGCCGGUGCUGCUCCUGGUAGCUCUGGCUUGGACCUUUUCAAGAGCUGAUGUCUGGGGAGGCACCGAUGUGUGAUAUGGACCUGAGUGACGGCAAGGUGAAGGAGACCAGUGUGGCUGGCAGAUGCCGUGUGUCCUGGUAUGAGCAAUACGUACAGCCAUGUGUGGUGGAACUUCUGGGCUCUGCCCUCUUCAUUUUCAUCGGGUGUCUAUCAGUCAUCGAGAACAGUGCAAACACUGGACUCCUGCAGCCUGCCCUGGCUCACGGGCUGGCCUUGGGGCUCAUCAUCGCUACACUGGGGAAUAUCAGCGGUGGACACUUCAACCCUGCUGUGUCGCUCUCGGCCACACUGGCCGGAGGCCUCAACGCCGUGCUGCUUAUCCCCUACUGGGUCUCCCAGGUGCUUGGGGGGCUGAUUGGAGCUGCCCUGGCUAAGGCGGUGAGUCCAGAGGAGAGGUUCUGGAAUGCAUCUGGGGCAGCCUUUGUAACGGUCAAGGAUCAGGGGCAGGUGGCGGUGGCCCUGGGAGCAGAGAUCAUUAUGACAAUGCUGUUGGCACUAGCUGUGUGUAUGGGUGCCAUCAACAGAAAGACAAAGGGCCCUCUGGCCCCAUUCUCCAUUGGCUUCUCUGUCACUGUGGAUAUCCUGGCAGGUGGUGGGAUCUCUGGAGCCUGCAUGAACCCUGCUCGUGCCUUUGGACCUGCUGUGAUGGCCGGCUACUGGGACUUUCAUUGGGUCUACUGGAUAGGACCCCUCCUGGCUGGCCUCCUCGUAGGACUUCUCAUUAGGCUCUUUAUCGGAGAUGAGAAAACCCGCAUAAUUCUCAAGGCAAAGUGAAGCUGCUGUUGGCAUUCCCACUGCUCGGUGUCCUCAGCCACCUGUUCCUGAGUUGAGGACAGAACAGUUCUACCGUUUCCUGCAGGCCUGAGCUCAGAAGAGCCACUGUGGCAGCAGCUGACCCUGGCCUGGCUUCUCAGACAGGCAGGCAGCUGCUGCUAUGUCCUGAGCAUGCUCCUGGAACCUGGAAUUCCUUUGUGCUCAUGGGCUGGGUAGGGGUAACAUGUGGCUGGCCUAAAGACAUGUAGAGACCACAUAGAAAAAGAGCUUUUGUGAGAGAGAGCGGGUCACAGGAGAGACAAGCAGGUGGAGAAUGGGUUGCUAAUGCACACUGCCAAUUUCCCCAGCUGUCUUUCUUUUUUUCUAUGCUGAGUCUGGAACCCAAGGUCUCAUGCAUACUUGGCUACUGAGCCCCCUGCUCUCCCCACCCUCUUUCCCUUGGUUACUCUGUUACAGAAGGGCUUUCAGGAGCCCAAUGACCUCAUUGCUCCCCCAGCUGCCAAUCUAACUUUCUAAUAAAUGCUUUAGCAUUUCCA